Eruca vesicaria subsp. sativa (arugula) is the source of this 992-nucleotide messenger RNA. Lineage: Eukaryota; Viridiplantae; Streptophyta; Magnoliopsida; Brassicales; Brassicaceae. The record is from the annotation of a GenBank genome assembly.
AUGGCUCAUACUAUACAGUUAAGAGUUGCAAAUAUUCUAGAAAAAAAGUAUCUUAGCAAAAAGAAAAUCGGAGAAAAGUAUAAAAAGAGAGUUGAAAUAGUGGAGAAUAAAGAUAAACUAGUGAUGGUCGUCAAACAUUCGCUUUGUGUAUUUUUGUUGGUUGUAAUAUUUCCUUCUUCAGUCUUCCGCAUAGAGAAGGAGACGAGGAUGGCGACGACGACGAAGGUGAUUCUGGGAUCUCAAUCGAUGGCCAGAAAAAAUAUUAUGGAUGAAAUGGGAUAUGAUUUCACUAUCGUGACUGCAGACAUUGAUGAGAAAGCUAUAAGGAGAGACAAUCCUGAAGACUUGGUUGUCGCCCUCGCUCAAGCCAAGGCAGAUGAGAUAAUAUCGAAACUGGGAGGUCAAAGCCAAUUUGCUCAGGAUCCUCAACCAACCUUGUUGAUUACUGCUGACACUGUUGUUGUGUACAAAGGUGCCAUCAGAGAAAAACCAACCACCAAAGAAGAAGCUCGCCUAUUCAUCAAAGACUAUUCCGGAUCACACGGUGGCGUUGUUGGUUCUGUUAUAGUAAGCAACUUAAAAACUGGUGUGAGAAGAGGCGGAUGGGACAAAGCUGAGGUUUAUUUCCAUGAGAUACCAGAAAAAGUCAUUGACGAUCUUAUUGAUGAUGCCAUAACUUUCAAGGUUGCUGGAGGUUUAACCCUGGAGCAUCCCCUCAUUUCACCCUUUAUCGACACCGUGGUGGGAGGAGUUGAUACAGUCAUGGGACUUCCUAAGGAACUCACAGAAAAAUUCAUUAGCGAUGUGUUGUAGCUAGCUCAAGCCAUAGUGAUACUCACUCUGAGAUUUUAAGUUUUUUUCUGUUUUAUUCUCUAAUCAAAUUGUAUAUAUGUUGUAAGUGAGUAAAACAUAAUUUACCUUAUCCCAAGUAUUGAUGAUUCAAACUCUCUCGUCUACCCGAUGAUAUGUGUGUUGAACUGAUAAGUUUUUUG